AUGCGUCCCACCGACACUUCCAACUUCCCACCGACUGAAAUCACCAAGCGACGUGUCCGUCGUGUCAAGGCGAACGGUCGAGAGCGGGCGAGAAUGCACGGUCUAAACCAUGCGUUGGACAAUCUGAGAGAAUACAUUCCGAUCACGACACAACAUCAGAAGUUGAGCAAGAUUGAGACGUUGCGUCUGGCGAGAAACUACAUUGAUGCACUCCAACGAAUGCUCCAAACCAACGAGCAACCGUCUCCACUGGAAUAUGCUCACACACUGGCGAACGGGUUGUCGCAGACGACGACGAAUAUGUUGGCCAAUUUGUUGCAGGUCCAACCCCGUCAACUCCUUCCACCAUCCCACUUCGAUAUGUUCUCCCAUCACUCUCUGCCUCUCCACCCCUCCCACGCGCCGUCUUCCUUCUCCUCAACGUCGCCAACCUCCUCAUGCUCUCCACCCCAAUACUAUUACUCCCCGAAUCAACCAUCUGCGGCGCCCGUUCAGAAUUCGUGUGACCUGACUCAAUAUCAGCAAAUGUUCCAGCAAAAUCAGCAGAGUCACCAUCAUUUUGGGUAUUCUCCAUAA
Messenger RNA from Caenorhabditis remanei, 576 nucleotides. RefSeq lists its product as uncharacterized. The record is from RefSeq and is a predicted model, not a curated record. The transcript has 3 exons. Bases 1 to 576 code for a protein of 191 amino acids. NCBI's taxonomy places the organism in Eukaryota, Metazoa, Nematoda, Chromadorea, Rhabditida, Rhabditidae. Gene Ontology annotation, molecular function: protein dimerization activity.